Messenger RNA from Pygocentrus nattereri (red-bellied piranha), 2434 nucleotides. RefSeq lists its product as uncharacterized. Lineage: Eukaryota; Metazoa; Chordata; Actinopteri; Characiformes; Serrasalmidae. The transcript is spliced from 10 exons. Bases 126 to 938 code for a protein of 270 amino acids. The record is from RefSeq and is a predicted model, not a curated record.
UCCUAAAGCAGUGCCACCAACUCAGCACCUCCGUGGAUCUUAUUGUCAUCUCUCGUCACUCCUCGUUAUCCCCUCUUAUAGUUCAUCAUCUCCAUCUCCAGCAGGACAAACCGGAACCCACAGACAUGCAGAGCUCCUGGAUCUGGAGAGAGUUCCUCUUUGGGCUGCUGAGCUUCUCUUGCAUCUUGGCUCCUCCUUCUUCAGCUCGUUCUUCAGUGAAGGUGAAUCUUCAUGACUCUGCUACUCUGCCCUGCUCUGAGAGAUGUUCUGGUUUGGUCAGAUGGACUGCAUCCCGUAAACCCCAUGAAGGUCUGUCUGAGUGUAAUCAGACUUUAUGCAGAUCAGUGAAGGAGGGAUAUCAGAUGAUCUAUGAUCAGUACCUGAAGGAGAAUCUCUCUCUCACCAUCACUGACGCUGAUUUCAGUAAGAGAACCUGGUACACUUGUCAGUGUGACGGUAAAGACAUCUGUGAUGUGAGUCUACGGCUUGAGCCUCCUGAGAACGUCCAGCAGAUGAACUGUGGGGACAAUCUGACUUUGGAUCUUCCCGUCUCAGAGCCACUGAUGGUGACCUUCAACAGGACUGGAGACUCUGAUCCAAACCCUGUGAAGCUGUGUGAAGUCAAGGGCCGUAAACUCCAGUGUGACCCUCCGUAUGAGGAGAGAGUAUCGCUUCAGUCCAGUCUGCAGCUGAAGGACCUGAAGGACUUGGAUGGUGGUGUUUACACCAUAGUGGACACUGAGAACGAGGAGGUUGUGUCUACAUAUAGAAUCACAGUCAGAGCUCCUGAUAAUUCUAAGAAGAUACAGCCUGGAGAAUCUCUCAUCCUGGAUCUUCCCAUCUCAGAGACAGCAAGGGUGAUUUUACCAGAAGUGAAGAUGCCAAUCAAAACCCUGAUGAGCUAUGUGAAGCUGAAAACUGUAAAGUCUAGCCUGUAGUCCAGCCUGACCCUCCAUGAGAGGAGAGAGUGCUGUUCCAGUCCAGGUUGCAGCUGAAGGACCUGAGUGGACACUGAGAAUGGAGAGUCGUAUAGAGUCAGCAUUGUUCAAAGUCAGUCAUGCCCAGCAUUUCUGUUCACCGUGUCCUGAUCUUACUGACCACUGGAUUGAUUACUGGGUCUGUAUCAGCUGUUGGGCCAGUGAAGGUGAAGCUUCAUGACUCUGCUACUCUGUCCUGCUCUGAGAGAUGCUCUGGUUUGGUCAGAUGGACUGUGUUCGAUAAACCCGGUGACACUCUGGCUGAGUGUGAUCAGACUUCAUGUAGAUCAGUGAAGGAGGGAUAUCAGAUGAUCCAUGAUCAGUACCUGAAGGGAGAUUUCUCUCUCACCAUCACUGACGCUGAUUUCAGUAAGAGAGGCUGGUACACGUGUGGCUGUGAUGAUAAAGAUCUCUGUGACGUGAAGCUUCAGAUUGAGCUCUUGAAAACUUCAGUUCAGAUAAAACCUGGUGAAUCUGUGAUCCUAAGGGUGGACAUAUCAGAUCCAGUGGAGGUGCAUUAUAACAGCACAGGUGCAGCCAAUCAAUCCAGUGGUCAGAUCUGUACAGUGGAUGGACGGUCAACACAGUGUAAACCUGAAUAUACACAGAGAUCAUCACUUACAUCUGGUCUUGAGCUGAGAGGAAUGACUCCCUCUGACAGUGGAGUUUACACUGUAAUGGACAAAAGGAAUGAAGAGGUCAUUCACGAAUAUGAGGUGACGGUUGAAGAUGACCAGCCCGGUCAGGGAUCCGGUGUGCCAGUGUGGCUGUUUCUCCUCUCGCUCAUUGUGUGUGGGGUAUUAUUGUUGGUGAUUUGGUGGAUGUGGAGAAAAAUUCAGCAGCUCCAGAGGAGAAAUGAAGGCCCAUAAUGGAGAAGAGACGAUGAGCCUCAGGUCAGCAGACACUGGCUAAUUUCAUUGACACCACAUGGACGGAUCUGAAUGACCCGGCCACUCUGUCCUGUCCAGAGCCCUGUUCAGGCGUGGAGACCUGGGAGAGGAAUGGACGGAAAGUGGCCGAAUGUGGAGGUGAAGAAGAGUCGGAGUUCAGCUGUGAGAGACGCCUGGACCAGAGUAGCCUCACCGUUCCUCAGGUUAAUUACACCACCAGAGGAUUUUAUCACACCAAAUGUGACGGAAAAGUGAUCUUUUGGAUCAAUCUGAGGAUGUGGAAAAGAGUGUUCCCCUGACAUGAGGGAAUACCAUGCAGCGGAAAGACCCUCAUCACAGGGAAUGACUUUAAAUCAAUAAAAAUGACCCUGAAAUUUCCUAGUUUACUUAUUUUUAUGUCCCAAUCAAGCUGACGCUCCUGGUCCUGCAGGGCUUCAUUCUUUCUUUGUGAAAGUGCUGAGUGUGAAGUGUUUUUAAAUGUAUGAGAGCUUUUUAUGGCUUUUACUGAUCUGCUAUUUAUUACUUUUCUCUCCUCUGUAUGAAAUAAAGUGUGUCACUAUCCCACAA